CGAGAAAGCAAAAGGCCAAAAUCAAGCGAGCCACUAAGGCGGCCCCGUAUAUACUAGCGCUGUCAAGCUGGCCUGGCUAGCUAGACUAGCAAGGUGGCUAGCAAGCAGACUAAAACAGGUAACAAGUGGCGGCGACGCGCUCAACGAAGGGGAGGGCAAUCGGGGAGGAGAUGUCUGGUGGCGAGCGUUUGCAGCUCAGUUUGGCCGCCUCGCUCCAGCAGUGAGCAUGGCCCUCCUCUUAUGGAUCAAACAGUGGUGCUCUGUACUUUGGCCGCCUUCCUCCUCUACUACAAUACGUUGCACGCCGACUUCGCAUACGACGACAGCCGCGCAAUCAAGACCAAUCCGGAUGUGAACCCGUCGACGCCGUGGAUCAACUUGAUGUUCAAUGAUUUUUGGGGCACGCCACUGACGCAUUCCGGAUCGCACAAAUCCUACCGUCCGCUCUGCGUCCUCUCGUUCCGAUUCAACCAUUGGCUGCACGAGCUCCAACCAGCUGGAUAUCAUUUGUUGAACGUGCUGCUGCAUUGCGCAGCGACGGCUCUUUUCACCCUCCUGGCGCGUUCUCUUUUACCCCCUAGAGCUGGACUGGCCACGGCCAUUGCCGGCUGCCUGUUCGCCGCUCACCCAAUCCACACCGAGGCCGUGGCCGGCAUCGUCGGACGGGCCGAUGUCGGAGCGGCAGUUUUCUUUCUCCUGGCCUUCCUUUCGUAUCGUCGCUACACGACGGUGCGAUCGCAGCUGAGCCACCUGCGUCGCCAUCAGCUAAUGCGAACGCAAUCGACCAGCGUCCGAUCGGCAAUGGCCAGCAAUAAAUGUAGCAAUAAUAAUAGCCACGGUAGCGUCAUCAAUUCGACGGCCACUUCAUUGCCGGCCUUACGCUCUUCAUUGACGGCCGCUAUCUUGACGUCCAUCAAAUGGAAUGGCGAUGACGUGGACGCUGGUGCUAGUGCCGCCUUAUUACGCAGCGGCAGCGGCAGCCAUCCGCCAAAACAGAGCCCCAACGUGGCCCUUCUGGUCAUCAGCAAGUGGUUCUGGCUAUUGGUGACGCUCUUCUUCGCCGCCUGUUCCAUGCUGACUAAAGAGCACGGCAUCACCGUCCUCGCUGUUUGUGCCGUCUACGAUGUGUUUGUUCAAUCGCGAUUAAGGCCCAAGGAUAUCAUUUCGGCCAUCAUCUUCCAGGAAAAACAUCGAGGACUAGCUGAAGGUUUGACGACUCUGUUUAUGGGUACACUUUUGAUGGUGGCCGUCCGUCUUCAACUGAUGGGUUCAAAAGCGCCCGAGUUCGCACCUGCCGACAACCCAUCGGCCGACUGCCCGUCGCGUUUGACACGCACUCUGACCUUCCUUUACUUGCCGGCUUUUAAUUUGUGGUUGCUUAUUCAACCGACAGUGCUCAGUUUCGACUGGUCUAUGGAAUCCAUCCCGUUGAUACACAGCCUGGCGGACAUGCGCAAUUUCACGACGGCCAUCUUCUAUUUGACGUUAGCCUAUCUCGGAUGGAACGCUUUGUUCAGGAAACGGGAAUCGGACGAGACGACUGGCGAUGUGCGUUCAGCUUCAUCGUCACCCGUUCCAGCUUCGGUUCUCAAUGGCAACUUGAUCUCUUCGUCCCUUUUGGGUGAUCCAUCUUCGUUGCUGGCACGUUCUGGCGCGAACGGAUGCCUUCCAUCGGUGGCAGACGCCGUCCUCCAUUGCUAUUCGUCUUCGGUGAUUGGUUGCGCCAGUUAUGGUGGCGCCAGCACGAGUGGUAGUCUCAGUAGUAGCUCUUCGUUGCGAUCGGAGAGGACCAGAUGGUCGUCGAACAGUUUGGCCGACGUGGACGGCAACACGACGGGCAGAAAAAGUGGAGUCGAUUUGACUGUGAUAGCCCUGGCGAUGCUCGUGUUGCCCUUCAUUCCCGCCACCAAUCUCUUCUUCUACGUCGGUUUCGUCGUGGCCGAAAGAGUGCUCUACAUCCCGUCAAUGGGAUAUUGCCUUUUGGUGGCGCUCGGUUUUCAUUUCGUUGAUGAAUAUCUCGGCCAGAAAGAAUUGCGCAUCAGACAACAGCAGAAAGAGAGACACAGAUGGAAACAUGGCAACGCAAAUGUUUACUCGUUGCGCUUCGCAUUUCGUUGGGCGUUUUUCGCUUUGCUCGUUGUGUUUUCAGCCAGGACGAUCCAACGGAAUCAAGAUUGGCACACGGAAGAAACUUUGUAUCGGUCUGGAAUCAGCGUCAAUCCGCCGAAAGCGUACGGCAAUUUAGCUAAUAUCCUCAGCUCGACUGGCCGUAAAGAUGAAGCUGAACAGGCCUACAAGAAGGCCCUGACUUAUCGCAACAACAUGGCCGAUGUUCACUACAAUCUGGGGAUAUUAUACCAGGAGCAGAAGCGUUACGAAGAGGCAAUUCAAUCGUAUAGAUCAGCGGUUCAUUAUCGACCUCGCAUGGCCAUGGCUCACUUGAACAUGGGUCUAGUCCUUGCUUUAAUGGGCAUGAAAGAAGAGGCAAUCGAGGUGUACAGACGUUGCUCGCAGCUGGACGGGUCCGGCCUGAAGGACCCACGUACACACGAGACCACCAAGAUUUCAGCCCUUUUCAAUCUAGGACGUCUUUACGCUGAUGAUGGCCAGUACACGAAGGCCAUCGACGUCUAUAAUGAGGCUAUUCAACGCAUGCCGACACAUUAUCAGCCUCAGUCGCUGUACAACAUGUUGGGAGAAGCUUAUUUUAAGCUGGAUCGGCUGAAGGACGCUGAACAUUGGUAUCGUGAAGCUCUACGCGCUAAAGCCGAUCACGUCCCGGCUCAUCUUACCUACGGGAAGCUUCUCACAAAAAUGAAUCGCCUGCACGAAGCCGAGGACAUGUUCCUGCGUGCCAAAUCCCUGUCGCCCAAAGAUUCGACCGUCUACCAACAUUACGGUCAAUAUUUGUCGGAAUGUGAACGACAUUCGGAGGCGGCAGAACAAUACGUACGUGCUGCUUCGUUAGCUCCCACCGAAUACGAAACUGUCUUCAACGCAGCCAACACUCUUCGCCAAGCGGGCAGACAUGCGGAGGCUGAACAGUAUUACAGAUCGGCCGUUAAAAUCCGGCCUUUGGAGGCGACAAGUCACAUGAAUCUGGGCGCAAUGCUCCACGUCAAUGGCAAGCUGACAGAGGCUGAACAAAGUUACCUAGAAGCGUUACGACUCAAACCCGAUGAUCACAUCACGCGCAUGAAUUUGCAGAAAUUACGUCAUCUAUUAAUAAAGAAAGGUAUGGCGUCCUCGUCGGCCCAUUCCUCCCAGUGAAGUGCCUAGAAGGCGCAUCAUUUCUGAUUUAACACGAAACGAAAAACAACAAGGGGGCGAUGGCUGUGCGUCGCCUAUUGUUUUGUAUCCUCAGUACGGGUACUGUGGAUUCUAUUUUCCUUGGCCGAUGGCCCAUUCGUUGUACCCAUCACAUGACAAGGCACGAGGAGAGUCGAACCAAUCGAACCUGUGAUAGAACGUUGUAUGAUGUUUAGUGCACUAAUCUCCCGUCACGCGUAUGCUGAUGAUACGUAAACAAUUUCACCAACUUAUUUUUAGCGCAUUCUUUUUGUUUUGUUUUUUUCCCUCCCCCCCCCCGUGAAAAGAAUGCGAGAACCCCGGUACUGCCGAAGACUGUUUUGAUUUAGUUUUCCUGCCCCUCUGUAGUCUAUUUAUUCAUGUAUCAUGAAGCGCUUUCCCAAAAGGAUUCAAGCGCCAUGCCCUUAUGGAAAACCGCUGAUGGGAAUUUUGGAUAAUCAUAUAGCAAUUUUUCUCUCAACCCCUUUGGAAUCGUUUCAUUUUUUUAAAAUGUCAUAAGCUCGUUUAAUGGUUGAAUCUACAAAGCAAAACAUGAUUAAACAAAACAAACAAAAAAAAAUUAAUAAAAAAACAAAACAAACAAAAUCAAAAUGUACGUAAACCCAACUGUAGUCUAUCAUCCUAUUUCCUCCCCUUCCCUUUCUUUGUCGUUCACGUUAUUUAAAAAAAAAUGUGUUUGUUGUUAACAUUGGCGACCAACAGUGUGUCCUGGGGAAAUUUCUAAGAUUUUACGACAAGAGAACCAAAGAAAAAAAAAAAAAAAAGGAAAAAAUAAACAUGGCAUCCCAUAUUCCCGCUGACGCACACAUAAAAAAAAAAAUAUGUAAUUUGUGUAUAACAGCGUAGCAGCCUUAUUCAGAAAACUUGAUUCACAUAUAGAACUAAGCCCGCAUUACUUUCCCAAAUGCAGUCCUUCAUAAUUUUAUUGUCAAACCAGUGGAUAAUAAGAAUAUGUUUACGUUUUUGGAACGAGAAUCAAAAUAAAAUACACUUUUCAAAAGAG
Molecule: messenger RNA, 4312 nt
Organism: Daphnia magna
Lineage: Eukaryota; Metazoa; Arthropoda; Branchiopoda; Diplostraca; Daphniidae
Product: protein O-mannosyl-transferase TMTC2
Exons: 10
Coding region: 241-3270 (1009 amino acids)
Biological process (GO): protein O-linked glycosylation via mannose
Cellular component (GO): endoplasmic reticulum membrane
Molecular function (GO): mannosyltransferase activity; protein binding
Source: RefSeq, a predicted model, not a curated record